Agrilus planipennis (emerald ash borer) is the source of this 820-nucleotide messenger RNA. RefSeq names its product glycine-rich protein 23-like. The record is from RefSeq and is a predicted model, not a curated record. Bases 81 to 596 code for a protein of 171 amino acids. The transcript is spliced from 2 exons. NCBI's taxonomy places the organism in Eukaryota, Metazoa, Arthropoda, Insecta, Coleoptera, Buprestidae.
UAAAUGCGGUUGUCAAUUGCCUAUUCGUUCCCAUACUCAAUAUACAAGUUCAAGUUUAAACGUUAAAAAAGUUGGACGAAAUGGUGUCGAUGAAUUUGGGGACCUCAAUUUUAUUAUUGUCAAUGGCGAUCAUAUCGAUGGCGAAACCAACUCCUCAAUCCAUUGGCGACAAUGUGAUGGACCUUGUAGGUAAGAUAGCGACAUUCGGAACGAAUUUUUACAACCAAACUUUUGGACAGUUACCAAAUGAACCGACGAAAGUCCGCGUAGAACGAAACUUAGAUGCUGCUGAACGACUAGAAAAGGCAAGGUAUGGCUACGGUGGACUUGGUUUUGGAUUUGGUGAAGGUGCUGGAGUCGGAGGAAUGGGAGGAAUGGGUGGUGUGGGAGGAUUAUGUGGUCAUGGAGGUCAUGGAGGUCAUGGAGGAGGUACUGGCUUGGGAUCGGGAACUGGAAUCGGAUCUGGUACUGGUAUUGGAUCGGGCUUGGGUAUGGGAGAAGGAAUAGGUAUGGGUGAAGGGAUAGGUAUGGGGGAAGGAAUUGGUGUAGGCGAAGGAAUAGGAAUAGGAACCGGAACUGGAAUCGGAAGAAGAUAGGCUAAAAAGUAUACUGUUAAUUAAGCAAACAUCAGUUACUAAUAAAGAGACUGGUUGAAUAAAAUUUUAUUCAGAUUAAUUUUUCUAAUCUUAAUAUCAUCAUUUUCUUAAAAAGGUAAAUUAAGGUGUCGUAAGCCCUUUUAGUUACAAAUUACAAAAUUAAUUCGUUUACCAUGCUCCAACUAUUUUUUCAUGAAAGAGCUUGAAUGACAGUGCUUCCAAGA